Molecule: messenger RNA, 951 nt
Organism: Danio aesculapii
Lineage: Eukaryota; Metazoa; Chordata; Actinopteri; Cypriniformes; Danionidae
Product: P2Y purinoceptor 4-like
Exons: 1
Coding region: 1-951 (316 amino acids)
Biological process (GO): positive regulation of Rho protein signal transduction; phospholipase C-activating G protein-coupled receptor signaling pathway
Cellular component (GO): membrane
Molecular function (GO): G protein-coupled receptor activity
Source: RefSeq, a predicted model, not a curated record
AUGGCAAACAGCACAUCAAAUGGAACCCAAGCGACCACAAUCUACAGUAACAUCAGCGAAACAACAAAUAUUCAAUUGCCACUGCAAAGCAUUGCGGAUAAGUGCAAUCAAGAAGUUUUUUCCCAUGUUCGCUUGCCACUGGAAAUCUCCACCAUUGUGAUGGGCCUGCCAACUAAUGUUGCUCUGCUGUGGCUGCUGAUGAACGGUGAAAAAGCUCUCUCCCCUUUUGACGUUUUGGGGCUUAAUCUAGCAGUGUUGAACAUAAUGUACUGUCUUGGUCUUCCUCUCGACGUGUACAUCACCCUGACCGAAAGCCCCGGAGAGCUUCUGCCUGCUUCAGAGGCUCUGUACAUCCUUAACACAAUUGGCUGUCCUCUUCUGUUAACCUGCAUGUGCGUGGAGCGAUAUAUAGCCACGGCACAUGCAGUCCUCUACAUGAAAUACGGGAGCAAACGGGAAUAUCGUGCUGUUUGCUCUGCUCUAGUCUGGAUCAUCACUUUAGGUCUAGCAGUGAUUACCUAUCUAGAAAGGCUCCCUGAAUUAGCCCUGUACUUGUCCAUCAUCCUUGAAAUCUUUUUGCUUGUAAUGGUGGCCUGUUUAAUAGGCAUUGUCCGUGCGCUCCGCAAAAAAGGCCCAGGGGAAGGGCAAAGAAGUGGUUCAUGUGUAAAAAAACGAGCCUUAAAGAACACCUUAACUAUGCUAGUCCUGACAGCUGUGAUCUACGGGCCUGUCCUGGGUUUAUUUCCGUAUAUCCUAACAGUUUCAAACAGUCAAAUAGAACCUACUUACACAUUCUGUUUGAUCUUGAAUGUAAUCCACACAAUUCCCAGUCUUGGGGUCUGUAUUGGGCCUGUGUUUUAUGUGUCCCGUGCGAAAGAACUAGCCUGUUGGAGGAAAAAAGAUGAACAUAAGCAAACAACCACCACUCAAGAAACACAGGAGCACAAGUGA